AUGAAGUACAAACCGGAUCCGCAAUUCCUACCAGAGCACAAACACCGGAGAGGGAUAGCGACAUCAUACCUUCGUGCCACUACCAAGGACUAUUACCAAGCCCCUCAGCAGAUCCCACACAGUCAACAGAGCGUCCCCCUCAGCGGCAGGAGCAGUACUGUAGAGCAUACAGCGCAAGAACCGACCUAUCCGCCGGCAGUAUACAAUGAAAAGCCAGCAGAUGCAUCAGAACCUCGGACGACGAGACGAUCAAGGCUAUCUCGAUUCUCACUUUUUCCUUCAAGAACGAAGCCCGAGGCUACCGAGCAGCCUAUCAAUGAGAAAUCUGACGAGGCACCCAAGAAAUCUGAUGAAGCACCCAAGAAGAUCCCCAAAGCCAAAGAAGAUCUCGGCUUCUUCGAACGACAGUGGAUCCAUUUCAGAGGAAAAUACUACCAGAAAGGCGCACCAGACCUGGUUUUCCCAAGUCCACCUGACGACAAAGAAAAGUACUGCUACAUCAACAUGAACCGCAUCCCGCUCAUGGCAUGGGGCGUCUUCUCCUUCUUCAGUCUCGGCGCAGGCAUGUGGCUCUUCCUCCUCGCGACCCCAGUAUGGGCCUGGUACGGGCUCUUCGCCGUGCUCGCCCAAUUCUACCUCGUCACCUCCUACGGCAUCAGCUGCAUCGGCAAAUCCUUCAAACGCGACGCGCACGACGAGAUCCUGCGCAACAACCCCGUCGGGCCCGACGCACCCACAAUCGACAUCUACCUUCCCGUGUGCCGCGAACCCAUCGAAAUCAUCGAAAACACCUGGAAAACCAUCAUCCAACUCCAAUAUCCCGCCGACAAACUCAAAGUCUGGGUCCUGGACGACGGCGCGCAAACCUCAAUCCAAGACCUCGCGGCCCGCUACGGUUUCGAGUACAUCUGCCGCGACGACCGACCGCACCUCAAGAAAGCCGGCAACAUGCGCUGGGCCUACGCGCGCACAACGGGCGACUUCUUCACCGUCUUCGACGCCGAUUUCUGCCCCCGCCCAGACUUCCUCCUCGAAACAAUCCCCUACCACCUCGCGGACCCCAAAAACGCCAUCGUGCAGACCCCGCAGUAUUUCCGCUCGCUGAAGGCCCAGACGUGGGUCGAGCAGGGCGCGGGGUCCGUGCAGGAGUUCUUCUACCGCGUCGUGCAGACCACGCGCGAUACAUGGGGCGCGUCGAUCUGCGUGGGCAGCAACGCCGUCUACCGCCGCGAAUCCCUCGUCGCCGUCGGCGGUACCGCCGAAAUCGCGUUCUCGGAGGAUGUGCACACGGGAUAUCAUGCGGUCGAUCGUGGCUGGAAGGUCAAAUACGUGCCCGUGGUGCUGGCGUGUGGGAUCUGCCCUGAUACGCCGCGCGCGCUGUUUUCGCAGCAGAUGCGCUGGUGUCGCGGCUCCACUACCCUGCUGUCCAAUAAGGAGUUCUAUAAGAGUAAUCUGACGAAGAUGCAGAAAUUCUGCUAUGUGACGGGCUUUCUGUACUAUUCGGCCAGCGCGGCGGCGAUCUUUAUGAAUCCCUUGCCUGGCCCGCUACUGUUGUGGGUAAGGCCGGAUUAUUUCAAGUAUUACAACCUCUUCUUCGCCAUCCCGUCGCUCGUGUACGGUGUUAUCAUCCUCAGGCUCUGGGCCCGCAGCAAUUACAAUUUGAACGUGCAGUUCAGUAAUGUGAUCAUGUACUAUGCGUACGUCAACAGCAUCUUCGACCGCAUCAGGGGCAAUGCGCUCAAUUGGGCUGCGUCGGGCGAUGCGAAGGCGCACAAGAAUAAUAAAUAUCGGAAUAUGCGCUUGUUGUGUUGGGGGUGGACGAUCACGCAUAACACGGCGCUGUUCGUGGCCGUGGGGUAUAGGUUGGCCAAGGGCUUCCCGUAUUAUCAGGUCAUUCCGCUGAUACUCCUGGAUUUGUUCAAUCUUUAUUGCAGCUCCUCAUCCAGCAACAGUCUUUCACCGAACAUUUUGCACACUGAAAGCGGAGUCAACCUCCCAGACCUGAGCACGUCGAUAUCAAGAUCGUUUUCUUCUCAAUCCUCAAAACGAGAUGAGGCAACAUCUCAAUCUACACCAAGUCCAACUAUCGCGAUAUCAGGCUCAAGCCUUAGCAGUUCAGCUCUCCCCACUACCACACAAUUAUCGCAACUCUUGAUCGCUCCCCAGAUUGCACCAGGUGGUGACUCAGAAAAUCGAACAAAUGAACAUGCGGUUGUUGCCGAUGACGGUUUCGUCACAGCGAAUGGAACAAGCAAUCAGGAUUGCAGCAAAUCCACAACUGGCUUCUUUACCGGCGGAUCAGGAGUGCUGAGCCUCCUCGAUGAUAAGGAAUCGAUCUAUUCAGUAGACUAUGGUGUGCCAUUUGCGCCCUUCAUCCCCUCAAGGACUAAACAUGCAAUCUCUUCAUUUUGGCGAAUGGAAAACAAUACUUUGCGAUGGGACAAUGCAGCGUUUCUCGGCGGUACCGCUAGAUUUUGUCUCUCUGCUGGGAACAACAUUACUGCGUACUUUCUCAUCGGCCUGCCUGAGGACUGCAAUGCGAUACAACUUCAAGUCAAACCAGGUACGAUGAUAGACGAUUAG
Molecule: messenger RNA, 2583 nt
Organism: Bacidia gigantensis
Lineage: Eukaryota; Fungi; Ascomycota; Lecanoromycetes; Lecanorales; Ramalinaceae
Exons: 5
Coding region: 1-2583 (860 amino acids)
Source: RefSeq, a predicted model, not a curated record